This is a messenger RNA of Hippoglossus stenolepis (Pacific halibut), 8130 nucleotides long. RefSeq names its product trinucleotide repeat-containing gene 6B protein. The transcript has 21 exons. Gene Ontology annotation, cellular component: nucleoplasm; P-body. Gene Ontology annotation, biological process: miRNA-mediated post-transcriptional gene silencing; positive regulation of nuclear-transcribed mRNA poly(A) tail shortening. Gene Ontology annotation, molecular function: nucleic acid binding. The coding region runs from base 349 to 6666 and encodes 2105 amino acids. NCBI's taxonomy places the organism in Eukaryota, Metazoa, Chordata, Actinopteri, Pleuronectiformes, Pleuronectidae. The record is from RefSeq and is a predicted model, not a curated record.
GAUUUCAUCCGCUUCACAGCUCAGAAGCAAAAUGGCCGCUAGUAAACGAACCGACCACACAGCGUCUGACAGUCACCCCGAGGUAACGCGUUGUUUGCGGAUCCAGGACUAAAAGAACUCUCGCCUUUCCUCGGAUUCUUUUCUACGAUCCACGCGUCGCCGCUCGGUGAUGUCAUUUCUUACUCGACUUCAGCCUUGAAAGCCUCGAAGAACUCGCUCGCUCGGCUAGCUCCCCAGCUAGCCCGCUAGCGCUAGCUCUGCAAGAGAUUUUUUUUUUUUUGCACAGACGCACUUUUAUGUCCUGUGUGAUUCCCGAGACAGGAGAAUCAAGAAAGGGAACAGUAGUUCAUGGAAGACAAGAAAAAGAAGAAAGAAGAUAAGAAGAAAAGGGAAACCUCUCAGAAGGGGCCAGAACAGAAAAUCAAAGUGCCAGAAUCAGCCAAACCCUCCUGCUCCCAGCCGCUCGCCACCCCAGGCUCAGUGUCCCCCAGCCCUGGCCCCGUUGCCCCCUCAUCCCCCAGUCCUGGUGCCGCUGGGGUUUCUGCACAAGUUCCUACUGGUGGUGGGAACAAUGCAAAGCAGCGGACUGCUGUGGCCAACGGACAGCCCUCCUCCUCCCCCUCUGGCAGCCAGACCUCCCAGCAGCAGCGAUACAUGUCCAGAGAGGUUCCACCGAGAUUUCGCAGCCAGCAGGACCACAAAGUGUUACUGAAGAGAGGCCAGCCGCCGCUGUCCUCCAUGCUGCUGGGGGGAGGAGGAGGAGGAGGAGGGGAGGGAGGUACAGGAGGAGGCAGUGGCUGGGCAGCCACCCCUCCUGUGUCCUCACAGGGAGCAGAUAACCCCAAUGCAAGCACAGCUGGAGGCGCAGAUUCCAACCUGGGUUCAUCCUCCCCUUCACCCCCCAACUCAUCUUCAUUAUGUGUUGCUGCUCUGUCGUCUUCUUCUUCUACUACUACUUCAACUUAUGCAAAUUCCACAUGGGGGGCGGGCUCUGGCAGCCAGUCCUCUUCUCAGGGCUGCGGGACGGUGAUUGUGGAUGGGACUGACCUGGAGGAUUGGCCAAGCAUCCUAGGCGGGGCCAAAUUGAGUUCUGACGUGGCUGGAGGAGGGGUGCAGGAGCAAGACUGCCCCGGUAACAACAACAGUAGUGCCUCAUGGAGUGAGAGAAGCAUCCAGCAGAAGGGAGGAACGGCAGGAGGAGGAGCAGGGAACAUGGACAAUCCUUCCCCACCUCGUUCUUCUCCUCCUCUUUCCUCCUCUUCCUCGCUUAAUGAAUGUGUUCAGUCAAGUGAUGUGUGGGGCUCUUCCACCUCCUCUCAGGUGGAGGCAGGGUUAGGAUCAGCAGCAUUUUACAAUUCCAAAGUCUCCCAUCUUCUACCUGGGCCUCAGGAGAGCCCUGUGGGUGGCAGCAGCAGUGUCCCUGGUGCCAAUUUUAACCCCAACAUGAACCCCUCUGCCUGGCCUGCCCUGGUGCAAGGUGGGACAUCAACUUCGGCUAGCGAAGGCCUUCCACUGCACUCGUCCAUUACUUCAGCUUCCUCGUUCUCUGCCAGCACCACCCCCAUCACCACUCAUUCUCUUUCAUCUGUGAAUCAAACUGGUCUUCAUCAGCAGCAUACUGAGAUAGCUGUUCCGGCCAGAAGUGGAGAACCGCAGCACUUAGGAAACCCGGAGCUGGGUUCAAGUGGGGGAGCAAGAGGAGGAGCAGGACCAAAUCAAGAAGGUGGUGAUGAGAAAGGUUGUGGGGUUGCUAGUAUUGAAGAAGAAGGGAGUGGUAAUCUUUCUGGCUCCUCGUCUUCCUCCUUACCUGCCUCUUCUUCUUGGAGAUCCAUGCCACCAGUGUCCUCUGACCUCAGUGCAGGUGUGUCACCGGCCGAUGGGUGGGGUGGGGGAGGCACUGGAGCUCAGGGGCAGGAAGGGAAUGCGUGGGGCUUUGGUAGCCAGGGAGAGAAGCCAGGCUGGGGCAAGGGAAAUGACGGUGGUUCAAAUACCCCAGUGGUAUCUCAGGGAGCAUGGGAAGGAGGCAGUUCAGAAGCAGAGUGGGCUGGAACAAGGGGCAGUGUAACUUUGACUAACUUAGCAAUAGGAAGUGGAAGAGGAGGAGAUGUGAGCAGCAGCAACAGCAGCAGUAGUGGAGGCAGUAUUGGGGGCAGUGUUCUGCAGGACUCUGCCUCACCAAAGUUUGAAACUAUGACAAAAGCUUGGGACAAUCAGACAGGGGUGGAGAGUGGAGACAAAGCAGUUUGUGAGUGGGGUGGAGGAGGAGUAGGGGGAGGAGGAGGAGGGCAGGGUGAAGGCACUGGAAGUGGAGCACCUUCAUCCUCUAGCGGAGGAGGGUCCACAGCUGGAAGCGGUGGAGAAGGGGCUGGUGGCAGUCACAAGCAGGACCAAGCCUCACCUGUAGACAACCGCUCCCCCCAGACCUCCAAUGCUGAAGUGGCCUUACUUGGCAUGCUAAAUCGAUCUGACCUGGACCCCAGAGUACUUUCUAACAUGGGCUGGGGGCAGACCCAGAUUCGACAGAAUGUGGCCUGGGACCUGGACACCACAGCAGGAGUAGGAAACCGAAAGCAAAGAAGUACUUCAUCUUCCUCUGCAUUCUCAUCAGCAACCACGACCACUAGUCGUGGUCCCGGGUACCCCUCUAAUACCAGUUCAGUAACUAAUGAUCCGUCCUCUGGCAGUCACACGGCCAGCCUAAACUCUGGGCCUGCUCCAGUUAAGGAUGGCUGCGAUGGUGAUGCCACACAGUCAACCUGUGGUACUCAUGUGCAUGGUAGCACUAUAAGGAAGCCAGGAUUGCCAGAAGAAGAUAUCAAGGCCAACCCAGGGAAGGCAGCUGGAGGCUGGGGUGAUCUUCCACCCGAAACCCAGGGCAAAGGAUGGGGGACUGACGAACAACAACAAUGGAGGGAUCACAGAGGAGGAGGGAACAGGAGAGACACUGGAAAUCAGGGUAGCGAGUGGACCGAUGGUCCAGAGGAAAAAGGGACAGGGGGAUGGAAGGGGACUGGAAGAGGGGAGACAGGUGGUUGGGGAGGACAGGUUGGAGGGGGAGGAGACUGGGGACAGAGGGACUCGAAGCCUGGAGGUGGGUGGGGAGAUGGGCGAGGAGAUGGACGGGGAGAUGGGCGAGGAGAUGGACGGGGAGAUGGGCGAGGAGAUGGCCGGGAGAUGGGCGAGAUGGCCGGGCGAUGGGCGAGAGAUGGACGGGGAGAUGGGCGGGGAGAUGGGCGAGGCCGAGGUGGAGGCAACUCUGAUGAGGGAUCUUCCUGGGGUAAUAUGGAUGAGGGAGGGUCUCAGCGAGGAGGAUGGGAAGGGGGGGAUGGGGGUGCAAGCAAAUCCCACCAAGAUUGGGGGAGUGCCAAGCCCCACACAGCAGCAGCACAGAUACCAAACAGCCAAGUGGCACCAAUGAAAGCCCCAAAUCAACAGCAGCACCAAUCACAGGGCCAGCAGCCACCAGGAGGUCCCAUGCAAGGUGGGUGGAACAGCCGGUCCAAUGUUGGAGGGAGAGAUGGAGGUGGAGGUGGAGGUCCACCAUCCAAGAAUCAGAACCAAAGUUCAGGCUGGACCUCUGGCCCAAUCCCCCAAAUCUCUGGAGGUGGGGGGGAUGCCCUGGAGACCAGUGGCUGGGAAGAACCCUCCCCUCAGUCUAUCAGUCGCAAGAUGGAAAUCGAUGAUGGCACUUCUGCCUGGGGAGACCCAACCCGCUACAAAAGCAAGAAUGUGAACUUGUGGGACAAGAACAGUGCUCCCCCCAGUCAAAGCCACGCUCAGCAGGCCCCGCCUCCAGGCAUGCAGCAGCAACCCCCCAGAAGGCAGCAAGGGAUGCAGCAAGGGAUGCAGCACAGCAGGGAUGCAAACUCUCGCAGUGCUGCAGCGGGUCCGGGUAUGUGGGGAGGAGGUGCACCAUCUGGGGAUAAUGGUAAUACUACGUGGGGCCAGGCGUCAGAUGCAACAGCAGGCUGGGGGGAUCAAGAGGAACCCAGCAAAGCUUCUGGCUGGGGGAACCCUUCACCCAACCCUGGUAAACCUGCAGGCACCAAGUCGAUGGAAAGCUGGGGUGGGAAGGGAGAGGCCUCCGUUGCAGCCUCCCGUCACGCCAGCUGGGAUGAGGAAGACGAUGGUAGUGGAGGGGUCUGGAACAACACGACCAACCAGGGCAACAGCUCCUCCUUCAACUCUGGAGGCUGGGGUCAGACUCAUGGAGGCAAGAGAGGCAACAUGAAGAGUGGAGGUGGGGAGAGCUGGAUGAACCCAGUUUCACGUCAGUUUUCAAACAUGGGCCUUCUGGGUGAUGAUCCAAGUGAUGACAAAAAGAUGGAAGGAGACAAGAGAGGAAUGAGUGACUAUAACGGAGAGAUGCGUAGGGGAGGAAGAGGCGGAGGAGGUUACCGCAUGCCUAGUUCCAAAGACAUGGGUCCCGUUGACAUGGGGCCGUAUGGAGACAAGAUGGGUGGCCAUGGAGGGUUUGCUGGCAGUGGCGGAGGGAUGGCUCCACCUCGAGGGAUGCACCAACCGGGCAUGCAUCCGCUGAACUCCCAGGGGUUGCGUGCUCAAGUGCCUCAUCAGUUCCUCUCUGCACAGGUGCCGGGUCCUAUGCUGAAGCAGAUGCCUUCUCCUGGUAGCAGUGUGGGUGGAGUGGUUGGUGGAGUGGGAGGUGUCGGCAGCGUCGGAAGUGUCGGCGGGGUCGGUGGUGUUGGUGGAGGGGUGAUCCCUCCUCAAAUUUCCCCACAGCAGCUAGCAAUGCUCAGCAACAUUUACCCCCAUGUGCAGCAGUUCCAUCUGGCUUGUCAGCUCCUUCUGCAGCAGCAGCAGCAACAGCAACAACAGCAGCUCCUGCAGAACCAGAGGAAGUUCCCUCAGCCUCAGCCUCUCAGGCAGCAGGCAGACCCACAGCAGCUGGCGAGGAUUAUGGCUAUUCUGCAGCAGCAGAGGCAGCAUCAGCAGGGUGGGGUUGGAGGAGCUGGAACAGGAGGAGGGGGCUCCAAACUGUCCCCUUCUCACCUGGGAGCAGGCCUCUCCAAACAGCCCAUGGUUGACUCCCUUCCACAUCCUGGAAUGGGGGGGCCCUUAUCAGACCAUCAUGCCAAAACACAAGGGAUGUACUCUGGGCUUGCCCCUGGUGGUAACAUGUCAGGAUUGGAGCUUGGUCCCAUGAUGGGAGGCAUGAAGGAAACCGGAGGACAGCAGUCCAGAUUCAAGUGGAUGAUGGAGGGACACUCCCCAGCUCCCUCUCCCCCCAACCCAAGCCUUCAUAAGAACGGCCCGUUACCCAGUUCUAUAAAGGUGAGAGGAGGAUCCCCUUACUCCCAGUAUGAAAUGCUGGGCGGUGAUGGUUUAGGGAUUCCCCCACAGGGCUCUGCAGACAACUGGCAUCGAACUCCCGGUAGUAAAAUGGGGAACAAACCUGCCAUAUCCAGCUGGCCUCCAGAGUUCCAGCCCGGUGUGCCCUGGAAAGGAAUCCAGAGUAGUGGAGACCCCGAGUCUGACCCCUACAUGACUCCUGGUAGUGUUCUUGGCUCCCCAGGACCCCCAAGCCUCAAUGACUCUGACCACCAGUUACUACGAGACAACAUAGGGCCAAACCCUUCCCUCAACACCUCGCUGCCUUCACCUGGUGCCUGGCCCUACAGUGCCUCAGACAGUCUGCUCAGCAAUGCACACAGCACAGGAAAGUACUCGGAGUACAAGCCCAGCUGGCCUCCAGAGCCCAUCGGACAAAACAAGUUUUGGAAAACCAAUCGCAACAGCUCGCAUCUGCCACGCCCCCCUCCUGGCUUAACUAAUCAGAAGCAGGCCUCGCCCUCCCCAUGGGGCAGUGGGGGCCCACGGUCGGCCCGGAGCUGGGGAGGAGGUGGGAUGAAUCAAGAGUCAAGAUAUGGGCCAGGCUCAGCUUGGAGCGAUGGCACGGCCUCCAGAGGCAGCUGCUGGUUGUUGCUGAGCAACCUGACCCCGCAGAUCGAUGGCUCCACACUGAGGACUAUCUGCAUGCAGCAUGGCCCCCUGCUGACCUUCCAUCUUGGCCUAACCCAGGGCAGCGCUCUGAUUCGCUACAGCAGCCGGCAGGAAGCAGCCAAGGCCCAGGGUGCACUACACAUGUGUGUUUUGGGCAACACCACAAUCCUGGCGGAGUUUGUGAGUGAGGAGGAAGUUGCUCGCUAUUUUGCACAUUCCCAGGCCGGAGGGACAGAGGGGGGCAGCUCAGGAGGGGCCCCAGCCAGUGGAAUGCAGGGCUCGUCUGGUACAGGCACCUCUGUGGCCAACAGUGGUGGUAGCUCCCCCGGGAGUGAGCGGGCACCAGCACCAACUUCAGGUGGAAAUGGAGGAGGCGGGGAAAGUGGAACAGCGGGUCUAGGUAGUGUGAGGUCCUCCGGGUCUGGCUGGCAAAGUCUCGAUGGUACUGGCAGUUCUUCAGACACCUCUUCAGCCCAAGGACCCGGGCUAGGGAUAUUUUCCCAGUGGAGCACGAAUGGGUCAGGGGAGGGAGGAGGUGUUGGGGGAGUUGAGGGUGGGAGGUCUGGCCUCUGGGGUGGCAUGACUGCCGGAUACCCCAGCAGCAGCCUGUGGGGGGCACCGCAAAUGGAGGAAAGGCUCCAAAUGGACAGCCCUGCUGCAUUGUUGCCUGGCGACCUGCUGGGGGGAGGAGCUGACUCCAUCUGAUGAGGCCCCUCCAUUUGUAUGUGUAGGUUUGGACACACUGAUACAACAUACACUGGGUUACAUAUGUACUUACUAUAGCACACACACACAAACACAAACACAUUUACAUGGUAUGCAUAUUAAUUAAUGUACUACACAUAUACCACAUGUGCAUACAUAUACUCAGUAUGCAUAUUGACGUGCACACACAUAAAGCAGAAAUGUGAGACAUGCUUACACACAUUCUUGUGGCCAGACUUAAGCUAUUAUAUAAACAAAUGCAGGGACUGUUAGAUGUGUAUACAGCCUUUUUCCACAGAUGAAGAUUUCAACUGCUUAGACUUGAAACCUGAAAAAGAAUGAAAAGUCAGUUGGUCUGAAAGACUUGACUGGAUUGCAAUGUGCUUAGUAAAUAGGGGACUUUUCAACAGAUUUACAUACACAUGCACACACCAAAUACAGACAAGCCUUCAGACAGUUGGGCACUGUACACAGCAUUACCUUCAUCGUAUAAGAGAACUUAAAACUACUACAUGAUGUGAGGUUAAAGUGCAGUUUGUAUUCGUGUCCCCUUAAAGACGGAGACGGAAUCCAAACACAUGCAAACAGCUCUGACUGACAGCAGAACUGUAUCUUACUGUGUAUGUUCAGUUUAUUUUUUUUUUCUCUGUUUGUUUGUAUGUAUGGUUUUAAUUUUUGAACAGUGAAAAUAUUGAAAAAUGUCAUUGUUCUGUUUUCAAAAUGCUGACCUCCUACUGUUGUAUCUCACGCACUCUUUCUCUGUUAUACUCUCUUGAACAUGUUUGUUACUGUUGCAGUGAUAAAUGUUAAAUUGCUGGCAGUUUGCGGCUAUGUUGCAUUUCUCCACGUGUCGAUGCUGCGCGCAGUAUCAUACACACGAUAUUGACAUGUGUAUGAGUGAGACUGAGACCAAGUAAGUGGAUUACACCACCGCAGUUUGUGUGUGUGCGUGCGUGUGAAUGUGAGAAAAAUGUGUGUGUGCAUGUUAAUGCCUGUCGUUAUGUGGGCAAGGCUGCUUACUAUACAGAAGGUCUAUACAAAAAUGUUUUUGAGUGCUAUCGGUAUACUGCUGACUGUGUUAAGAAAUAUUGGCACUAAUGCUUUUUUUCUCAUUUGAAGUUGUUUGUUUUUUUUAGCAGACUUGUCUUUUUUAUUGUCCGACCUGCAAUAAUAAAAAAAAAAAAGAACAUUUUAAUGACACAAAGAGCUGAAGGCAUAAGAGUUGAGAAAACGGACAUGCCAAAUCUUAUCAACUGUGUGGAGCGGGAGGGAAGGGUGGGACGGGUUGUUUACAGAUGCAGAGUAAGAGUUACCGUACGUUUUUAAUAUUCUGUUGUGUAUUCGUUUUAAAUUAAGACAGGCUUUAACACUCCUGUUCAGUGUUUUCGUUUUGAGAUUUUACAAAGGAAAAAUUUAUUUAAACAAUGAGAACAAGAUUAAUAAAGAUGAAAGUAUUGGCUUCUA